Molecule: messenger RNA, 1578 nt
Organism: Achroia grisella
Lineage: Eukaryota; Metazoa; Arthropoda; Insecta; Lepidoptera; Pyralidae
Gene: Tom40
Product: mitochondrial import receptor subunit TOM40 homolog 1
Exons: 8
Coding region: 85-1032 (315 amino acids)
Biological process (GO): protein import into mitochondrial matrix
Cellular component (GO): mitochondrial outer membrane translocase complex; mitochondrial outer membrane
Molecular function (GO): transmembrane protein transporter activity
Source: RefSeq, a predicted model, not a curated record
GAUUGUCUUUUAUUCCAAAGAAUUUUGCACAUGUUCAUCGAUUUCUGUGGAAUUUAGGGAAAGUAUAAAGAAAUCUACAAUAAAAUGGGUGGUAUAGCGAGCAGGUAUCGUGUCUCUAACUCAGGGCUCACAAGCACCGAUAUACAAAACAUAGAAAAUGAGAACAAACGUGAAAAUCCAGGGACAUUGGAUGAACUACAUAAAAAGACCAAAGAAGUAAUGCCAGUCAACUUUGAAGGAGGCAAACUGAUGUUUAACAAGGGCAUCUCAAAUCAUUUUCAGAUGUCACACACACUCACAAUGAGUUCAGCACAAAAUGGCUACAAACUAGGAGCAACAUACAUUGGCACAAAGCAGAUAUCUCCUACGGAAGCGUUCCCUGUGCUGCUUGGAGAUGUAGAUCCUUCUGGGAAUGUCAAUUUCAACAUUAUACAUCAACUAACCAAUGAAAUUAGAGUUAAGGGUGCUGCACAGAUUCAAGAGUGCAAACUGACCACCACUCAGGGCACAGUAGAGUACAAGGGCUCUGAUUACACGGCAGCUGUCACGGUAGCUAAACCUGACCUCAGUGACAAGUCAGCUGUCAUUGUUGGACAUUAUUUACAGUCGGUGACAAAGCGACUAGCUUUAGGCGCUGAACUGGUGUACCAGUCGGGCACAAGGGUGAUGGGUGGUGAGAUUGCCAUCGCUUCUGCCGCUGGCAGGUACACCAUGGAUGACUCGGAGGUGUCUGCGACGGUGGGCGCGGCAGGUUUCCACUUAUGUUACUUCAAGCAAGCCAGUGAACAAUUACAGAUCGUAGCAGAAAUUGACACUUCGUUUAGAGGGAUGGAGUCUGUGGGCACAAUCGGUUAUCAAGUUAACAUACCAAAGGCUGAUCUUAUGUUUAGAGGGAUGGUAGAUUCCAACUGGAACAUUGGUGCAGUCCUCGAGAAGAAACUCCAACCUCUGCCAUUCACCUUCGCUCUGUCAGGCAUGGCGAAUCAGGCGAAACAGCAGUUUAAAUUCGGUUGUGGACUCAUUAUAUGUUAAUAUAAUGUUUAUGGAGUCGCUGGUACCGUGAUUGUGGACUGCAGCUCUAAUUUACUAAUCCGGUUGAGUAGCAAAUAGUGAUACUAUAUGAUAUGGGUAUGUUAAGUUUUGUUGUAAUAUUCCACUUCAAUACAAUAUAUACUCACCAGGGAUGUUAAUCAAAUUCAAAUUCAAAAUAUCUUUAUUCAUGUAGGUCUAUUCCAGACUUAUGAUAUGUCAAAUCUACCGUCAGUUCGGAAUGAUUUCGAGAUGAGAAGAACUGACAAAAAACUCAGCUCGUAUUCUUUUCAAAUAAAUGUUAUACAUGUUUACAAUAAUACAGAUUCAUUUUUUGGAUUUGGGAGAACAGAGUGACCACAAGUUAGAUGUUAUGGAUAUGAAACUUCGGAUACGGAUAGGUUUUGGAUAUAGGAAUGAUUAUUAUACCGGAUACGGAUACAGAUGCGGAUAUGAAAUUAUUUCGGACUAUCCGUUAGUUUCGGAUAAUUUCGGUUACAGGUAUAAGUUUUUUAAGGAAUUCCAAAAAGUAAAAUACAAAUAGUUGAU